Messenger RNA from Anopheles funestus (African malaria mosquito), 3406 nucleotides. Its product is annotated as WSCD family member AGAP003962. The transcript is spliced from 6 exons. The record is from RefSeq and is a predicted model, not a curated record. Gene Ontology annotation, molecular function: sulfotransferase activity. The coding region runs from base 1195 to 2415 and encodes 406 amino acids. Lineage: Eukaryota; Metazoa; Arthropoda; Insecta; Diptera; Culicidae.
AUAUAAAUUUGCCAACCUCCUAAGGCUUUGGGUAUUGUACACAUGUAUUCCUCUUCAACUCAUGUGUAUCAAACGUUUUGUAUCAACUCAUGUAUUUACUCUUUUUGCAACUCGUCUCAACAUGGCUACAUGCUUCCACUCAUGAGUGAAUAAAAUGACCGAUCCUUAACUUAUACGUAGGAUAUAAAGGAUAAAGGAUUAAAAGAAUCAGAUCAUAAUAUAAUAAAAUUCAAGCACUUCCAUGUAUGAAAUAGAUACUUUAAUAAGAAUAAGGAUAAGCAGAUAAUUAACAGUAACAAUAAUUUGAACGUUAAAAUAGAAGAGAAAAAUCGUGAGAAAGAAAUGCUUCAACAAAAUAGGCAAAAUGUACUCAACACUUCUACUCAUACGCUACACACUGUACGCUAGCGCUACUACAACACGUUGGUAUCGGGCGGCUCCAUCUUCGCGGUGAUUGCGAUUCGGCCAUUCGGCUUACCGUUUUUUUUUUCUACUUCACCACUUGCCGAUGCAACCCACGGAACGCGAAAUUCAUGCUCAGUCUUCUUCAGACCACGACCAAACGCAGACGGCCAAACGCUCGGCCGCGUGCUUGUGCGUGUCCGCGCGUUGUAAUCUCGGCGGGGUUCGGUUCCCCACCCCCAGAAAAACAAAGCGCAAACAAACGAACAACAAAAAAACAACACCCCAACGCACACAUCUACAAACACACGCGUAAGUGUGUGUGUGUUUGCAUUCCUCCUAGAAGUGUGCGGAUGCGCCAGCCCGAAGGAAUAAGUGUGCCAGUGUGCAAACGUGAACGGGGUGGGCCAUUCGGGGGCCUUGGUUUUCGAGCAAACAUCGGCAAAACAAACGGCAAAAGGAUAACAUAAACGGGCGGGCUGUUUUCGCGUCACUUUGCUUUAUAGUUCUAGUUGUUGGUUCGUGUUUUGUGCUGCCCGCUGGCUGGCUUUGGUUGUUGCCGUCGUCGUCGUCGUCGUGGUCGUCGCGAAUAGUGAAACGAAAGAAAAAGGGGUGUGAAAUUAGCAAACACAACACCAGCGAUUUAUUUUCUUGAGACCUCUGCACGAGUAGGUGAAUUCCGUACCAUUGCGUUGGUCUUGCAAGGGUGCCCAACCCAACACAACUGAACGGUGAAUAACCCCAGCCCGGCAAAGCAACGAAAGCGUAAACUAAAGAUGCGAUAAUGCGGCCAUGGCACUGCGCGGCUGGCGACUGUUUGGGGUGGCCGGCACCAUACUGGUGUACGUCGGCGGCAUACUGUUCCUAUCGUUCGUUAGCCUGCAGGGACCGCAGCAGAAGCGUGGCGUACACGGUCCGCGCGGCUACGGCGAGUUCGAAACGGUCCGCAACCGGGACCUCGGCCUGAUGAGCAAGAAGCCACCGUUGCAGUGGUGCACCGAGCUGCACUAUCUCGACGCACCGGUCCGUGCGCCACGCAAACCACCCAAGCUGCUGCAAACCUUCCCGGGCCACUUUGUGAAGAAGUUCAGCGUGUACAGCUACCGUGGCAGUGGUAGCAGCGGCAACAACCAGAACCUACACUCAGCAACCGGCCACACGGUACAGACGGGACAGGCGAACGAUGGCACAGCCGCUGAUGGUCCAUCGGUCGUCGCGUCCGGUCCCGGUAGCCUGGGCAGUUCCUCGCAUCCGGUACGGCCUAACAGCGACACAUCUAGUAAUGGUAAGCUAGUGGAUAGUGAUAGCGUAAGAAAUGGUGGUGGUGUGGCGUGGCACGCGAAGGCACAACACUCGAAACCGGAACUGACGGCGCUCGUGUCAUUCCCGGGCAGUGGUAAUACCUGGCUGCGCUAUCUGCUACAGCAAGCGACCGGCAUUCUAACCGGUAGCGUGUACAAAGACUAUGGGCUGCUGAAAAGUGGUUUCCCGGCGGAAAGUGUCGCCAACACGUCGGUAUUGGUAGUCAAAACGCACGAAUGGGGCCCGCACGCAUGGGCCCCUUACACGAAAGCGAUUUUACUGAUACGUGAUCCAGAAAGGGCCAUUCUGGCGGAGUUUAAUCGUCAAUCUGGUGGUCACGUGGGAUUUGCCUCGCCUGAUCGCUACCGUAGGACCAAGGGUCGAUAUUGGACUCAAUUUGUAAAAAAUAAACUUUGGGCAUGGGAACAAACGAAUCUGUCGUGGGCGAAAAAUUUCACCGGUGAGGUAAAGCUAGUCUUCUACGACGAUCUGGUGGAGAACGUCGAAGGAACAUUGCGCAGUAUUUUGAAAUUUCUCAACUAUACGACGGAUGAGGAGCUGUUGGCGUGCGCGCUGAUGCGAAAGGAAGGUAUUUACCGGCGCAAAAAGCGCAUCCUUCAGUUCGACCCAUACAGUCCGGCAAUGCACGCAGCAAUUGACGAAAAGCGUGCGGAAGUGUAUGCAGCCCUCGGACGUUAUGACGCACAUUGAAAACAACAGAGGCUGUAAUAGUGAUUUAUGGUUUCGUUUCCUUCUACAUACAUUAGAUGUUAAUUUAACAGCUCUUCAACAAACCGACGUUGCGAAGAGUGCUAGAAAGAGGCCGCGCCUACUUUGCUCAUAAAGUAUUGUAUAAAACUUAAGUAGUAUGUUAAAUUUUGUAAGUAUCGAACCAAAGCUACCAGUAAGCAUGAAACGUGCAAAUAGUUUCUCCGCACCAAUAAGGGCACCAUUUGAAAGCUUCCAUUUUGCGAUGUUUUGAAGCAAAAGACGGAACGAUGUAAAGCGAUAGAAAGAAGAGAUAGAGGGAGAGAGAGAGAAAGAGAAAGAGAGAGAGAAAGAGAGAUAAAGAGAAGGUUGUGUUCACCUUUUUGUACAGCCAUAUCCUGUUUGUUACUGUAAUUACCGAAACAUUCUAGUCAGCAAGGGAACGAUCUUUUGUUUUGCCAUGUGGACGCAGGUGCAUCAGAGCCAAAAAUGUCUUAACGUAACCAAAGUAAAGUAACACGAUUUACCAACAACCAGUUAAACGGACAGGUUAAUUUAGUAACCAAUAUGACACAAAACACAUACAAACACACGAUUUAGAACGAACAUUGUAGACGCUAUAAGAAACUGGUAAGACUUUUAGAAACAACUUAGGAACAAUAGCUACAACCAUAAGCAUACAUGUAGGCGCACAUGAGGAGUAUUUGUUUUGUUUCUUAUAAAAAAAAAUGUAUGCAAAUUUUACUAUUCACCAUCACCAACACGAAGCAAACCAACGCCGUACCCGGAAUGGUGGCGAUAAUGAUAUAAUGACGAGGUGGAAAAAGAAAAGAAACAGAAAGCUCGCCAUGUAAAAGAUUAGUAUCCGGAUGUGCCGUGUGAAGGGAAGCUAACACGAUGUAUGAUAGCAUUGGGCAGGUGUAAACGAAUGUGCAUUAUAUGUAGACACCAGAGGUAAAAAUGGAAUAAACUUAUUUAGAAGUGUUCAAACCUG